CGUAUGCAAGGUCAGAGGUAAUUUUGUACGUCGUGGUGGUGCUUUGGCGCCAGCAGUUUCGCGGGGAGAAAACAGUACUGGGCGGUCACGCGAGAAGACGCAACAGAGGAAAAAUACAUGUAAAACGGCAGAUUAAAGACAGUAAAAAUAUCAGAGACAGAAGUGGAGAGCCUGGGGGGCUGCUACCGAGGGAGCCGCAGUGGUGUCACUCUUGUUGUUGUUGCUGCUGCUUCUGCUGUACUUCUUCCUGCUGCCGCCGUUGUCGUCCUUUUUUGGAGCGUUGUUCAUGCAGUCAGCUCAAACUUGGCCCUGAGAAAAGAACACAGCCUCCAGGGGUGACUAGUAAUGAUGGCAACGGUGGGGCCACAGGGCAGCCCCAGCCUCCUCCCUCUGUUGGAAUCUCUGGAAGAUAACUCUGCAGGACAGUCCGAGCAGACAGACGCCUACCUCACUAUCGCUAACCGUCUGAGUGGAGAGGAAGGACGACAGUUUCUCCCUGCAGUUGAAAAGCACUUUUCUAGAUUGGGUAAAACAAUCCUGAUUCACAUAGCAAGUCCAAAUGCAGAACUGGUCCAAGCUGCACUCCAAGCUUUGGGAUUUUGUGUUUACCAUUCACACGUGGUCUCUGAAAUACCAGAAACCUUUGCCACAGAAAUCCUUACAGCACUUUGCUCCUUGGUGGUAAAGUCCCCCGAUAAGAACACAUGCAUCAGAGCACUGUGGGUCAUCUCCAAACAGAGCUUUCCUUCAACUGUAGUGGCCAAAAAAGUCUCGUCCAUACUGGGAACACUAACAACUGUGUUGAUCAGAGAGAACAUCCAGUCUAUAGUCAUGGAGCAUGAAGCCUUGAAUGUUGUCAUCAGGAUGUUGGAGCAGGCGCCGACACAGAUGGGUGAAGGAGCAGUACAGUGGGCAAAGCUGGUGGUUCCUCUGGUCGUCCACUCCGCCUCCAAGGUACGUCUACGGGCUGCAGCAGCCAUGGAGAUGGGCCUACCACUGCUACUGGAGAGACAGACGCAGGUGGCUGCUGUCAUUGAACCAAUGAUGUCCACGAAACUGAUCCCAGAGCUGCAGAAACUCUUCAUGUCCAAGAAUGAAACCAAUGUCCUGAAGCUCUGGCCUUUAUUUGUCAAACUGCUGGGGAAGAUGCUGCACAGAGGAGGCCCCUUUAUUAACUCCCUGCUCCAUCUUGAGGAGCUCGGUUUCCGUAGCUCAUCACCAGCCAUCAAGAAAAUCGCCUUCAUUGCCUGGAAGAGCCUUAUAGAUAAUUUUGCCCUCAAUCCUGACAUCCUCUGUAGCACUAAACGUAUGAAGCUGUUGAUGCAGCCGCUCCUGUCCAUCAACGUCAGGACAGAAGCCCUGCUCCUCACCAAAGUGGAGGUCUGGUGGUACCUGGUAGUCCAACUGGGACCAAACCUGUCGUCCAACUUCGAUCUGGUUUCUUUGCCUUUGCUCCAGUGUACUAUAGGAUGUGACUCCUCAUCAGUCCCAGGGACUCCCUCCAGAGCGGUGACACAGAAUGGUGCUGUGACACCCUGUAGUACACCCAAAACUGGCACUUCUAACAUCCCCAGUGCAUCCACUACACCUCGGAUGGCUCUAAACUCCAGUGUCAACGUUCCUUCGACCUUUCCCUCUACCCAGCUGCUGGGACUGGAGAUGUUGUUACACUACUUCCUUGGCCCAGAGGCUGUUGCUGCUGCAGCAAAAAGACGGCUCACACUCAGUCUCGAGCCGUUAAACCACCCGCUCCUGACUGGAGCCUCCUCUUUUACUAAACACGCUACUGCUCUCAUCUCGAACAUCAAAGAUGGAUUCAUCAGCAUUGGAAAAGACGCUCCAGAUCCUCUGUUGGCUGUCAUAUGGAAAAAGCUCGUUUACUUUGUCAACUUGACCAUAGAUUCUGGCAGUAAAAAGGAUCGUCAGGGCUGCGAAGUUCUGACUCUGAUGCUGCAGGCUUUGCAGAGCAUCGUCACCUCUGAAGCUCUGUCAGUGGAUAAAGUUCUGGUUCUGUUAGAGAUCACAGUGACAAAUAUUUCAGAGAGGGUUCUUGGCUCUGCCUCCUACCAAGUAGGGAGGAUGGAUGUGCUAAAUGGAACUCCAGCUCUGUUUCUUAUUCUUCUCCUGUUCAAAAGCAGUAUGCUGUCUGCAUACAUUGAGGAUGAGAGGUUUUUUCAGAGCCUUCAGAUGUUGGUGGGCUACGGCCUGUCAGGCCACACCUGUCCUCUGGCGUUUGCUGAGGCAGUGCUGGGAGCCAUCAAUGUUAGUGCUAAGUCUUUGCAGACUAAAGAACAUCUGUGGAGAAUGUGGACCAUGGUUGUCAGCCAGCUGACUGACACCAUCACACAGUCAAAUGAAGUGAACCAAGGUGAUGCUCUGGAGCACAACUUCAGUGCCAUGCACUCUGCCCUGCUUUUCCCAGUUAGACACCUACUAUGUGCUGAUGCAGCACUGCAACAGACCUCCCAGAAGUCCAUGCUGUCAACUUGGUCUAAGCUCUACAAAGGUUUUGCACGUUGUUCAGCCCUAGUGGUCACUGCCGAGGAAAAUGUCUGCUGUGAGGAGCUUUGUGGAAAGAUGACAGGCAUUAUCAACAAGGAGAUUUUAUCAGUUCCUUCAAACCUGAGUGGAGUUUCAAGUAUUCUCCAUGUUAUGAUGGAGUGUGCAGACUUUUCGCCUUACUCUCCUCAGUUUAAACAGAAACUAAAGUCUCCUCGUACUCCAUCUAACUGGAUGAAGAAAAGGGAAAAGGCCCUGGGUAACCUGUCGACAUUCCAGUCACUACUGGUUGAGUGUCUUGAAGCUUACCUGGAGAAACCAGAAUCCUUUUCUGAAGCCACUGCAGUCGCUCUCAUCAGCAUCAUGUCCUCACUUUUUGCUAAUCUUUUCCUGGCCAAUGCUGUCCAAGAGGCUCUCACCUCCCUCAUUCAACCACUGACACUUUUCUACAAAUGUGCAGGAACUGAGCCACGGGUGUUCACGUCACAGAUUAUAACAAAGCUGGAGAAGCUUGUCUCUGACCUCCUGGGCUGCCUACAGAGUCGCUCCACUUUGGCCUUUGACAAUGAGCUACUCUCUCUACUUUCUCCUUUGCUUUGUGUGUUGUUUCCACACAAGAACAAGCUGCUACGAACUGCUAUCACCCAGUUCUGGAACGCAACCUUUGCUAAAUCUACUUGCCUCACUUAUUCCGAAGAAAUCAGGCCAGUUCUGAGUCAAGUAAAGCAGAAAACCCCAAUCAUCCUUCCUGGGUUUGAAGUUGUCAGAGUUUCUGAAGAUCUGAGUAGAACAUAUUCAAGUGAAAGUUCUCAGAUGGAGACCAAACUCAGCGGGAUAACUGUUUCAUCUGUCGGAAAAAAGGACUCACUGCUGGCUAAGGCCGAUGAGCCGAUAGACAAGAGUUCCACAAAGACAUCCAGGAACAUUUCUACAAAACUGGAUUUUGGAUCCCCAAAACCUCCACGUCGAGAGGUUUUGGAAGAAGAGGCUUCCAUAGACUUUGUCUUUAUCCCCCCUGAGGUCAAGGACAGAGUUCUGACGGAGCAUCAGAAGGAAGUGAAAAGGACCAAAAGGGUUGACAUUCCUGCCAUGUACAACAAUCUUGAUGCUUCUCUGGAUUCCACUGUCUUCACUCAGUACACUCAGAACCAAGAAGACUCUUUGGACAAACUACCAACAAAACAAACUGAGCCUAAAGCCAAACGAGAUUCUGAAAAGGAGGCAAUAGAAACUAAGGAAGAUGCUCUUUUGGCAAAGGAGACUCAAGACUUUGCCAGCCCAAGAGAAGCAGAUGACAAAAUGCUCUCAGAGUCAGCAGAUGUUUCCAUGGAAGAAGAGACCAAAAAUGAUGAUAUAUCAGCAGACACGGAGGUUCAGUCUAAAGAGGACUCAAGUCCUAACACCUCACUUUUGUCAGAUUUGGUCUCUGGGACUCCACAAAAACCCAACAGUCGCCGUCAGUCUUUUAUAACUUUAGAGAAAUAUGAUGAGGGAAAAUCUGCCAGCCCAAGCAGUACAUCAGGUGUAUUCACUGGUCAUUCCAUUAAGGACUCCCAGGAAAAUGACAACAAGAACUCUCCCUUAUCUCCAUCAGCCAACAUGUCUGUAGGUCCAGAUCCUCAGAAUUCUGAGGCCUCUUUGAACAAUAUCCUUGAGUCCCCUAGGAGACCAAGGGAUUCUGGGAAUAUUGGAGCACCACCUGUAAGACUGAUUGAGAGACUCUCUAGUGACACAACAGAAGAAGAUGAUGUCAUACCAGACACACAGGCUGACACAGAAGAGGAGAGUCAAACAAUGACUUCACAGCUAUCAAGUCAAGAGGAAGAAAUAGUUGAUUCUCAGGCAUCUGUGUCAGACACUUCUCAAGGUGAACCCAGGCGAUCUGGUCGCAGUAGAGUCAGACCGCUGAUGCCUGGUGAGGACCCAGAAGAGGUAGAGGGUAGAUUCUCACUAAAGAAAAAGAGACGUUCUAAAGGAGACCCCAAAAAGGACAUUUUAAAUUCAGACUCACUACAAGGCAGAGUGACCAGAAGAAGCCUCCAGGAGAGUACCAGAGAGAAAUUACGAACAAGGGCUCAAAAGGAAAAGGGUACAUUAAGCCCACCUUCAUCCCAGGGUAGGACGCAUAAAAAAACAAGACUGUUCAGCAACUCUGGAGAUUUUCUAAAUAGUCCUGAACCCAAACAAAAAAGCAACAAAGGACAUGACUCCAGCCAGUCUGACGUGCCUUCUGAUGUUGAAAGCCAGUCACUGGGUGGACGAGGUCGACGAAAAAAGGCAUCAUUAGACCAUAAUAAAAAAGGAACGACAACAAAUGUGUUUAAAGAAAAGUUGAGCCAAGCUGCCACACAAACUGAGAUUUCCAAGCAAACUGUAAAGAAUAAGGAUGAUGAUGAACCAGUGAAGGGCUCUCAGUCUAAAGACAUUUCCACAGAACUUACUGAACAGGCAGAGAAGGAAGCCCAACAGCAGAACACUGAAUCAGAUGUGAUCACUUCUUCCAUUACAACUGAUGAGGCAGAAGAAAAUCUCACAUCACCACAAGUUGUAGGCCAGUCGCAGGGUCAGCUGGCAGAAAAGACUCAACCAGAUAAAGGUGAUUCUCAGUUUUCUCCUUCAUGUCCAAUUAAUGAGCAACAAGAACUAACAGAGUCUCCAAAUCAGUUAGAGGAGAAGGGCAUUGACCCAAGGAUGGAGACUGACGUUGACCUCAGUCAGGAGGACUCUCCACUUGUGCGACUGUCCUGUGGUAAGCCUAAAAAGGAAAAAAUCCAAAAGAGAAAGGCUUUAGCAGAGGAAGCAGACCCUGUCGACAGUACCGACUCAUUAAAAAGGCCGAGACGAUCUUCACUUCUCAAGCAAGCAGAGGUCACUGUAGGAGGGAGAACUAGAAGAAGCGUACAAUCUGCAGGCUCUUCCCCAGAUACAGGCAGGCUUUCAAGACGAGGAUCUCCUCAAUCAUCAGAAGACAGCAAGUCCUCUGAGGCGAGAGAAAACACCCUAACACCCAAGAAACAGAAGAGGAAACUCAAAGCUUCUCUUCAAGAUUCUCCCACUGUUGAAUGUGACAUAGAUGCAAAUGAUAAUGAUGUAGCAAAUGAUGAAGUUGACAAUUCUCAAAUUAUUGGUACACAAAGUAAAGAAGAAGAUUUAACAGAUUUGGAAUCCCAGACAAGCCAAGAUUUACAGGAUUUUGAAUCUAAUCAAGACGAAGCAGACAUGGAAUCCCAGAGCAGAGAUUCUGAGAUGGAUGUAGAGGAUGAUGUUGUCUUACCCACCACUCCUGAAGAGAGUAUGAUAAAAAGGAAAAAGAGAAGAAAGAAGGGGUCCAAAAAGGUUAAAAGGGAAUCAUUAAGUAACAUUCAGAGAACAUCUUCACAAGAAGAAGUAACUCAAGGCUCAACAAACCCGGAAGCUGUUUGUUCAAGAAAUGAACAGGUUGAAGAAAAUCUGCCAAGCGAAGCUCCUUCUGCCGAGGAUAAGGAGGUGACCAAUGAGGGGGCAGAAGAGCCUCAGGUCAAAGGUUCUCCAGAGAACAACACUAAAAAAGAUCCUGAAACUAGUGUCGAUGAAAAUGCAGUUGAAAUACCUGUUUUAGAUCAAGAACAUCCACAUGUUCCACUGGAAACCAUGUCUUCUGAUGGAAACAACAGUGAGUGUCUGACAGGCGUAGCUGAGCAGCUAAAGGAAGAUGAACACCUGCUCUCAAACCAACAUUCAGAAACCAUUGCUGAGGAAAAGAUCUCAUGUGUUCAAGAAAAUGACCAAGAUGGCAAAAUCCAAAUGGAGGAAAAUGAAAUUGAAGAACAAACCGAAAGCGCCACUGAUGAGAAAAAUGUAAAUUUGAACGUGCCGUGUAAUCUAAGUGAGGUUUUAUCGGCUACAGCAACUACAAAUGGAUAUGAAUCCCCAGUGAAGAAAGACCUUGCAGCACUCAUUGCCUCAGAUGUUGGACAAAGCCCCUCCAGUGGAAGGACCAGGGGAACCUGGUCUCCUUCAGCUUCCCCCUCCAGCAGUAUCCUCAAGAAGGGCCAGAAGAGGCCGUUUGAGGAGGAUUCACCUUCAGUUUCACCCUUGGUCAAAUCCAGGCGUGUGUCCUUUGCUGAUCCCAUCCAGCAGCAGGAAACUGCAGAUGACAUUGACCGUCGCAGCCCAGCUGUCAGGACAUGUUCGCCCAGAAGAUCCAAAGUGUGUAGCAUCCCACAACCUAAGUUUAUCACAACUCCAACUAAAGGCCUGUUGAUGAGGACUCCCAGAAACCUGAUGAAUUCAGGGUCCAAGAGCUCCAAGAAAUGUUUGAUUUCUGAAAUGAGUCAGGAACCACGACCGAUCCCCAAAGACUGUGUGUAUCCUGCUCUGGUUGGCUGCUCUGCUCCUGUAGAAGCUGUGCUGCCUCAGAUUUCCUCCACCAUGUGGUGUCGUGGGUUUGGACAGCUGGUUAGAGCCAAAAACAUCAAAACUGUGGGUGACCUCAGCGCUCUCACUCCUACUGAAAUCAAAACUCUGCCUGUACGCUCCCCCAAGAUCUCCAAUGUGAAGAAGGCACUUAGAAUCUACGAACAACAGCGUAAAAGUCGAAAUGGUGAUGACUUGAAAAGUUUUCAUGAAACGGAGCUUCUGACCUCCGAGCCGGAUGAGGCCACUGCUCCUCAGAAUGAGGGUGAAGACAAAAACUCAGCUGAGACACUGGAGGAGGAGAACGUGGCAGCGGUAGCCACCUCCGACAUUCAGACUCCUGACAUCCUGACAGUAGAUAAACUUUCACCCGAUGGACUCUUGUCUGAGGUGGAGGCCCUCACCUGCAGGAUGACCGCUGAAGAACUAGGGCGCUGCUCUCCGCAGCAACUGGUUCAGAUGCACAGUCAUCUGGGCGGUCUGAUGAAUCGCGUGGUGUUGGAGCUCCAAACGCGACUGUGUCAGACGGUAAGUGAAAAAAAUGACGCUUCUACUAGACCACUAUGAGGGAGAGUGUGCACUUACAUGUCCUGAAGUGACUGUGGAUGAAAUGAUCCAACCUCAAAAAAGAUUCAUUAACUAAGAGUCAUUUUUAUCUUUGAUGAUUUUUAAUAGGGGGAAGCACCAUCACACAUUAGUGCUGUUAGAAAUGUUUAGACAUUUUUAAAUAGUUCUAGACGUAUAUGUAGUAAAGACCUGAUCUUAAUCUCUGUACAUAUUUUUGUCACUUCCAUUCACCUGUUCCUGUUUUUAGGCUGCUUACAAUUGAACUCAUCAGUGUUGUAAAUUUCUUUGUGCGACAUUUGAUUCCAACUUGUCUGCACACAUUUGAACUUUAAUUGUGCAGUUGAUGUUCAGCUCUUCCGUCUCUGUUGGGAUUUUUUUUUUAUCAGUGAAAUCAGGAUAAAGAAGCUGCAGCAGCGACUUAUUUUUCAAGAAUGAAAGUUUAAAAUUAAAUCUUUUUUUGUUUGUUUUGGGCAGUUUCAUUUGUUUUGUUGUCAGUUUCUGAUAAUGAUUAUGAAAUUUGUACUAUACUGAAAGUGACGCACAUGUCACACAUCUGUGUUUUUGUGAAUAUCUCAAUUAAAAGUUCCUAUUUUUAAAA
Messenger RNA from Cynoglossus semilaevis (tongue sole), 8059 nucleotides. It is a transcript of the gene rif1, whose product is annotated as replication timing regulatory factor 1. Gene Ontology annotation, biological process: telomere maintenance. Bases 346 to 7461 code for a protein of 2371 amino acids. Lineage: Eukaryota; Metazoa; Chordata; Actinopteri; Pleuronectiformes; Cynoglossidae. The transcript is spliced from 35 exons. The record is from RefSeq and is a predicted model, not a curated record. Gene Ontology annotation, cellular component: chromosome, telomeric repeat region; nucleus.